AUGGACUAUGACGAGGAUGAGUUGGACUAUAAUUCCCAAGAUGAGAUUGAUCAAUUUGAUGAAGACAAGUUAACGAACGAGGAAUAUGAUUUAUUAUAUGAGUUGUUACCACAAUUGAGAAAUAAAUUGAGAUCAUAUAAUGACGAGAUUCCAGAUCUUGAUUUGAAAGAAGCAUUAUAUAACAACUAUUUUGAACUUGAACCAUCAAUUGACGAAAUCAAAUCUAAAUUCAAAAGUAUGUAUCCAAUUGUUAUGAACACCUCUUCUUCAGAUGAUCAUCUUGAUAAUAAUUCGAUUCGUUCUAAAUGGCAAACGAGAAAAUCGGAAUAA
Messenger RNA from Lodderomyces pseudojiufengensis, 330 nucleotides. RefSeq lists its product as uncharacterized. The transcript has a single exon. The coding region runs from base 1 to 330 and encodes 109 amino acids. The record is from RefSeq and is a predicted model, not a curated record. Lineage: Eukaryota; Fungi; Ascomycota; Pichiomycetes; Serinales; Debaryomycetaceae.